GGGAAGGAGCACGUGCGGAAAGAGCUGGUACCGGCUGGCGGUGCAGGUCACUCGGUCUCCUCACCAUGCCCACUGUCUAUCUUUCCCCUCAUCCGGAUAAUUUCCAGAAUCUCUGUGUGCUCGUUGCAGCACGUUAUGGCCGACAGGAGCCCAAGGUGGUCGAACUGCCUCCUGACAGAGAGCUGGGGAACCCUUCCUUCUCUGUGCCGAAACUCCCAGCUCUAGAAACCCAGGCGGGGGUCUACGUGUCCGGCCUGGCAGCCGUUUCUUACCUGCUGUUUCCAGAUCACAUGAGAGGGCAAAGCCCAAAUGCAAGCGCUCUGGUGCGACAGUGGAUCAGUUAUGCAAACUCAGAAAUUGCCCCUGCAGCUUGCACAGCAUCCUUCUCCCUGCUGGGCAUCUCCAAACAAAACAAACAGGUGUUGGAUCGUGCUGUGACAGAACUCCAGAAGAUCCUCGAGGUGUUGGAUGGUCACUUGAAGCUGCGGACGUACCUGGUUGGGGAGGCCGUGACCUUGGCUGACGUGACCGUGGCCUGCUCCCUGCUGCUGCCAUAUAAAUAUGUCCUAGACCAAGGUCUUCGCACUUCUUACACCAACGUCACUCGUUGGUUCCUGACGUGCAUCAACCAGCCAGAAUUUCAAGCUGUUCUCGGACCAGUGAGGCUGUGUGGCCAGUCCCCUAGUGCGGGGACCCCGUCCUUAGAGCUCAAAGAUCCUGCGUCAUGUCCCACAGGAGGGCUGUUAGAGCAGAGGCAGCUGAUGGAGCCGCCACCCAAAAGCGCGUCCCAGCUGAAGAAGGAGGCCAAGAAGAAAGAGAAACUGGAGAAGUUUCAGCAGAAGAAGGACAAGAGCCAGCAGCAGCAGGGGGAGAAGAAGCCAAAAGCUGAAAAGAAGGAGAAAAGGGAUCUUGGCGUUAUCACCUAUGACAUCCCGACCAGGCCUGGGGAGAAAAAAGAUGUCACCGGCCCAAUGCCCGACUCCUACAGCCCGCAGUAUGUCGAGGCCGCCUGGUACCAGUGGUGGGAGAGCCAGGGUUUCUUCAAACCAGAGUACGGGCGUUGCAGCAUCUCUGAGCCGAACCCCAAGGGCCUCUUCAUGAUGUGUAUCCCUCCGCCGAACGUCACGGGGUCUCUUCAUCUCGGGCAUGCGCUCACCAAUGCCAUCCAGGACUCCUUGACUCGAUGGCACCGGAUGCGGGGGGAGACCACCCUGUGGAACCCUGGCUGUGACCACGCGGGCAUCGCCACUCAGGUGGUGGUGGAGAAGAAGCUGUGGAAGGAGCAAGGCAAGACACGGCACGACCUCGGGCGCGAGGCUUUCAUCGAGGCGGUCUGGAAAUGGAAAAACGAAAAAGGCGAUCGAAUCUACCACCAGUUGAAGAAGCUUGGGGCCUCGAUGGACUGGGAUAGAGCUUGUUUCACCAUGGACCCGAAACUGUCUUACGCCGUCCAGGAGGCUUUCAUCCGGCUGCACGAGGAAGGGGUCAUUUACCGCAGUAAGCGCCUCGUCAAUUGGUCCUGCACCCUCAACUCGGCCAUCUCCGACAUCGAGGUGGAUAAGAAGGAGCUGACAGGCCGAACGCUCCUGCCCGUCCCCGGCUACAAAGAGAAGGUUGAAUUUGGGGUGCUGGUCUCCUUCGCUUACAAGAUCCAGGGCUCAGACGACGAAGUGGUGGUGGCUACAACCCGUAUCGAGACCAUGUUGGGGGAUACGGCAGUUGCGGUCCAUCCCGAGGAUCCCCGGUAUCAGCAUCUUCAUGGCCGGAAUGUCCUUCACCCCUUUACCGAACGGCUCUUGCCUAUUGUUUGUGAUGACUUUGUGGACAUGGAGUUCGGAACUGGUGCAGUGAAGAUCACUCCAGCUCACGAUCCCAACGACUACGAGGUCGGCCUGCGUCAUAGGCUCGAAUUCAUCACCAUCAUGGACGAGAACGGCUGUCUUGUCAACGUGCCCCCUCCUUUCUUGGGCAUGAAGCGAUUUGACGCCCGUCGAGCAGUGUUGGAAGCUCUGAAGGAAAAGGGUCAUUUUAGGGAGGUGAAGGACAACCCCAUGGUGGUACCAGUCUGCAGCCGCUCCAAAGAUGUGGUGGAGCCGCUCCUGAAGCCCCAGUGGUACGUGCGCUGUGACACGAUGGCCCAGGGGGCUGCUGAAGCAGUGCGCCGAGGUGACCUCCGCAUUGUGCCAGACUUCCACCUCAAAACCUGGUUCAACUGGAUGGAUAAUAUCAGGGACUGGUGCAUUUCUCGACAGCUGUGGUGGGGGCAUCGUAUUCCAGCAUAUUUUGUGACUAUUGACGACCCCUCAGUCCCUCCAGGCGAGGAUACUGACGGCAAGUAUUGGGUGAGUGGCCGAAGCGAACAAGAAGCAAAAGAGAAAGCUGCCAAAGUCUUCAAGGUGACCUCGGAUAAGAUCUCACUCCGGCAAGAUGAGGAUGUCCUGGACACCUGGUUCUCCUCUGGCCUGUUCCCGUUCUCCAUCUUUGGAUGGCCAAACCUUAGCGAAGAUCUUCACGUUUUUUAUCCUGGCACUCUUCUGGAGACUGGGCACGACAUUCUCUUCUUCUGGGUUGCCCGCAUGGUCAUGCUGGGCCUCAAGCUUACCGGGAAGCUGCCGUUCAGAGAGGUAUACCUUCACGCUGUUGUCAGAGACGCCCAUGGCAGGAAGAUGAGCAAAUCGCUGGGAAAUGUCAUAGAUCCGUUGGAUGUGAUCACUGGCAUUACGCUGGAGGGUUUGCACGCUCAAUUGCUAGAGAGCAAUUUGGACCCCGCAGAGACUGAGCGAGCGAAACAAGGACAGAAAUCCGAUUAUCCCAGUGGGAUCCCAGAAUGUGGCACUGAUGCGCUUCGAUUUGCUCUCUGUGCAUACACAUCUCAAGGCCGGGAUAUAAACCUGGACGUGAACCGGAUCUUGGGCUACCGCCAUUUCUGCAACAAGCUGUGGAACGCCACCAAAUUUGCCAUCCGCGGCCUUGGGGAUGGGUUCCGGCCACAGCCCAGCCCGGAGCCCAGUGGCGCCGAGAGCCUCGUUGACCGCUGGAUCUUGAGUCGCCUCAGCCAUGCCGUGGAGCUGUGCGGAACUGGAUUCCAAGCCUACGACUUCCCUGGCAUCACCACGGCGAUAUAUAACUUCUGGCUCUAUGAGCUUUGUGACGUCUACCUGGAGUGCCUAAAGCCUGUGUUCGCUGGUCCAGACGAAGCUGCCAUCCAGACAGCCCGGAAUGUUCUCUACACCUGCUUGGAUGCCGGCCUCCGUCUCCUCAGCCCCUUCAUGCCGUUUGUCACGGAGGAGCUGUUCCAGCGGCUGCCUCGGCGAUCUCCUUCCUUGGACGCCCCCAGCAUCUGUGUCACCUCUUACCCUACCACAGAGCAGUAUCGCUGGAGGAAUGAGGGCUUGGACAGCACUGUUGACUUCACUCUGAGCAUUGUGAGGGCCGUGCGGUCCCUCAGAGCGGAUUAUAACCUCACCAAGACCAAAGCUGACUGUUACUUGCAGUGCCUGGACUCGGAAACGGCGGAGGAUGUCACUCACUGCUCCGAUUACAUCCGCACCUUGUCUUCUUCCAACCGAGUGCUGGUUCUUGAGCCUGGACAGGCGCCCCCUCCUGGCUCCGCAGUAGCCAUUGCGUCCGACAGAUGCACCGUCCACCUUCUGCUCAAGGGUUUGAUUGACGCCGAGAAGGAGGUCUCGAAACUGGCAGGCAAAAAAGCCGAGUUGCAGAAGCAAAUCCUGCGGUUACGGGAGCGCAUGGACAGCCCAGACUACGCCACUAAGGUGCCCCCCAAAGUCCAGGAGGCGGAUGCCGCCAAGUUGAAACAAAGCGAGACUGAAUUGCAGAAGGCGGAAGAAGCCAUCGAGAAUUUCAAGAAGAUGAUCUGAAACUGAAGGGAGGAUCCGUGGGGUUGUUAAAACACCCUGAG
Molecule: messenger RNA, 3919 nt
Organism: Euleptes europaea (tarantolino)
Lineage: Eukaryota; Metazoa; Chordata; Lepidosauria; Squamata; Sphaerodactylidae
Gene: VARS1
Product: valyl-tRNA synthetase 1
Exons: 31
Coding region: 66-3878 (1270 amino acids)
Biological process (GO): valyl-tRNA aminoacylation
Cellular component (GO): cytosol
Molecular function (GO): valine-tRNA ligase activity; ATP binding; aminoacyl-tRNA deacylase activity
Source: RefSeq, a predicted model, not a curated record